AUGCCGCUUAAGCUGAAAGAGUCUGUGACGGUAUUUCUAUCCGUCAGAAAGGGAUUAGAGGCGUGUCUUCUAAACGAAAUUAAAAGAAAUCCGCAUCUAAAUCACAUCGAACGAAUACAUUUCAAACGACAGGAAUCUUUGCGUGAUAGCCACCAGAAAGGUGGCAUAACUAAUGAAGGUUUGAUAAAUAAGGGGUUGGACCUUGGGAGCACUAUAAUCCAAUCUGACGGGAUAGACAAGUGGCGCUAUAUUCCGGGGUCUGAAACUACUCAAACAAAGGGAUCUGUGGGUUGCACAAACGCAGAACGCAAAACAAAACUAGUCGAAGGUUGUACCAUCCGAUUACAAUCAGGUGGACUGGAGGUGAAGUGCAACAGGGAGUGGCUUAUAGGUUGCGUGAUUAGUCUGAGGUCCAUUGAAAGCGUAUGGUUGCGUGUGGGAACGCCUUUCAGGUGUCAUAGCGCUGAAGAUCUUACGCAACGUGUGGCAUUAUUACCUUGGGGGAAACACCUACCGCACAUACCGGUAGAAGAUAUCCCUUUACGUGUAAUCAGUAGACACUCGAGCGUUUGGUCCCGCGCAGUCAUCGAGGAAUGCUUAAAGCAAGGCAUACGUUCCUAUUUUAAUCAAAAUACAGAAGUUGUCGCUCUCUCAGAACCGAAAGCUGAUGACUUCUGUAUUUCUGUAACACUCAAUCGGAACACGUGCUACGUCGCAGUUCAAUGCUCGUCCAGGCUUUCCCCUAGGCGAUUCAAUUUCAAUAAUAACCUAAGUUGUGUUGAUAACGAUCGGUUUGCAGAAUUGAAUGCACCAUUCUGGUCGAUUUACAGGACCAAGAUACAGGCACACCUAGACGCCACAAAAAAAUCCUCAAUUGCUGUAUCAAAAGAUACGACACCAAAGUUUCAUCUGGAAUGCGAAACGCAAGCUAAAUCUGUACAACGCGGUAACUUCAUUGAGGAACAACAAUUAUUAGGAGGGGAUAAGUACGAUACUGCAGAUGCACUUACGGCCGGACUUCUGCACGCUGGUAACAUAUUCAAGACGUUCAAAAACACACCACUGCGGGUAAGUUGCUACAUAUGUCUGUUGUAA
Molecule: messenger RNA, 1095 nt
Organism: Babesia sp. Xinjiang
Lineage: Eukaryota; Apicomplexa; Aconoidasida; Piroplasmida; Babesiidae
Exons: 2
Coding region: 1-1095 (364 amino acids)
Source: RefSeq, a predicted model, not a curated record